AUGGAGGCUCAAUCGUCAGUGGAUGUGACAACGGCCGAAGCUGCCCUUUCGCAGCACUCUUUGAUAAAAAAGAGCAUAUUUUCGGUCCCAGUCGAGCGUUUGCAAAGCGAAUCGGAAAGGUUCAGUGAACGGAUAAACAGGGCAGAGUGUGGCACUUCAAAUCCUGAUCUGAUAUCAUCCAUCCCACAUAUGGUCAACCUUCUGACGUCAUUACAAGGCUUCGAGAACGAUGUGUUUAAACAGUGGGAAAAUCGUCGUGUCGAACUAGAAGGAUGCUACCAGAUGAAGCUGUUCGGGCACGACGCUGAAGAAGUAGUACUGUCUUUGGCUACUACAUUCUCAUUCCUUUAUUGCAGAUGCUUGAGUGGACUAGAAAACAUUGUGAUGCUUUAUCACGCCGAAUGGGUGACAUCGGCUCUAGUGAGACAGAAACUUCAGACAAACUUCAUGAGUUCGAAGACUUCUCCAAGACUUUAG
Molecule: messenger RNA, 477 nt
Organism: Cylicocyclus nassatus
Lineage: Eukaryota; Metazoa; Nematoda; Chromadorea; Rhabditida; Strongylidae
Source: the annotation of a GenBank genome assembly